Molecule: messenger RNA, 803 nt
Organism: Entelurus aequoreus (snake pipefish)
Lineage: Eukaryota; Metazoa; Chordata; Actinopteri; Syngnathiformes; Syngnathidae
Product: RING finger protein 223
Exons: 2
Coding region: 123-803 (226 amino acids)
Biological process (GO): protein ubiquitination
Molecular function (GO): ubiquitin protein ligase activity
Source: RefSeq, a predicted model, not a curated record
GCGUGUGAGUGUGUGUGUGUCACAGGACUACAAGACCAGGAGGACGUGUGAAAAGAGAAUCAUGUUUCUUCUUGAGGGACACAAAGAGGACGCGUGAAGGAUCGACUGCGAUCCAGAGAAGGAUGGAGGUGUGGCACACGCAGACGAGGGGGAGCCAGCUGGAAUGUCCCAUCUGCUACAGCGCCUACGACAACGUGUUCAAGACCCCCAAGCUGCUGUCCUGCGCGCACACCUUCUGCCUGGAGUGUCUCUCCCGCCUCUUGGCCAUCUCGCCGGCCAACAACCAGGCGACGGCACCGUCGGACGCUGGCGCCGACGUCUUUUGCCCUCUGUGCCGCCAAAGCACGGCCUUCCCCGAGGGCGGACCCCCGUCGCUGCCCACCGACCAGGACACGCUGCACGAGCUGCCCCGCCACCAGCAGCGCGAAGAGCCCGUGUGGCUGGACGGCGACAAGCUGUGCUACAAAAGCUGCGGGCCCACGUCCGACAGCGUGGCGCCCUCCGCCUUGUGCAUCUGCAUCGACAUCGGCGCCACCGCCACCAAGGCGGGGGUCAGCGCCCCCGCCCGGAGCUCGCCGCGCCAAACGGGGCCGCUGGGCCGGCUGUCGGACUGGAGGAGGAUGGUGCUGUUUGUGGCUCUGAUGGUGCUGCUGGUGCUGGUAGUGCUGUGGCCGCUGCAGUGCGCCUUCAGUACGGGAAACCUGAGGUGCUCCGACGCGAUGGCGCCUAACCGCACCGUGGCCACGCCCACAACGCUCGCCGCUUUCAGCCCGCUCACCAGACCUCCAGCCGCCACUCAGUAA